This is a messenger RNA of Orbilia oligospora ATCC 24927, 1851 nucleotides long. RefSeq lists its product as uncharacterized. The transcript is spliced from 6 exons. Lineage: Eukaryota; Fungi; Ascomycota; Orbiliomycetes; Orbiliales; Orbiliaceae. The record is from RefSeq and is a predicted model, not a curated record. The coding region runs from base 1 to 1851 and encodes 616 amino acids.
AUGGCUACAAAGGUCAUAUACCCCCACCCAUUGGAAGAGGGAUCUUCGAUAGCCCUCACCUUCAUCGACCAGGCCCUUCGUAAUUUCUCUACUGCCAUUAGAAAAAAGCCCGAUUGGAAGAAAAAAAUAAUGGAUCGUAAGAUCAUGGCUAAGUGGAUACAAGAGGCAGCGGUGCAAGAUUCACAGCGUCUCGGCUACUCCUAUCCCACGGUCAUUGUCUGGGAUGCCAGAACUAUAGAGUUCGUUGAUCAGGAGCUGAAAGCUUAUAAAAAUUACAUUGAAGAACUUCAAGCAAGUGGUUCUUGUAUUGAGCCUGAUAUUGAUGCUGUUUGGAGGGCCGAUGGGUUGGUCGAUGAGGAGUUAAGACAACAAUUGAUCGAUGCCGUUGCGGUUUUAGAAAACGUUCCCGAGGAGAAAAAGGAUUGGCAUCCAGGCACAAAUAAUACGGUUCUCAACCUUGUGCAUCCGUCUUUGUGGCCUAUAAUUUAUGGGAGAUCAGUGGAUACUGACGGGAAGAUCAUUCAAUGCCCUCUCAGAGCCUUUGAACCGGGGAGCUAUAUUCACUCUUACAAUGAAGACGCUUACAGUGGAGAAUCUGACUACAAUUCUGACGACUCUGGGGACGGCUAUCGUGAUUAUGAUGUCAACAGAGAUUCUCGGGUGGUGGAACCAUCAAGAGCAGAUCGAUACAUGAACGGGUGGUCUAAAAGAUUUUGCUGGCUGCCUUCGGAAUUUGAGGUUUCCGCUGAUGGGACGAGUACAAAGAUUUCGUCCUACAUUAACAAUCUAAAUGGACCCGGCCAGAAAGAGCUCUUUUAUCCAAUUCUUGAGAAAAUAUUUUCAAAAUUUGUUCCGAUGUUUAACCAUCUUCUAGCGGAUCUGAACGAGAAUAACCACCGCCGCCACCGGUCGGGUAGCCCCACAGAAGUCACUGAUUAUCAUGGGCAAGAGUCUAAAAGGAGGAUUCCGACGGAGGUGUACAAUGACGCUUGGGAAAGGUUAAUAUCAGAGUAUGAAAACGACCAAGAAUUAACUGUCGACUUCGUAAAUCUCGCGCUAGAAUAUAUCGAUAGCGAUAAUUAUGAUGAGUCAGAAAUUGAUGAGCACGAAAUUUGGGACCUGGGAAGCGUAUACCUUCAAAGAGCGUGGUCUCCUCCUAAGAUUACCGACGAUGUCAAACUAAACGGGAAGACUGUCAAGGUUAUUGUUAAACUCGCGAAUAUUAUUCUAACACCUGAAAAUCCGGUUUACAAUGGAGGCAAUUGGCACGUUGAAGCUAUGACGAACGAGCGGAUUGUAGCGACCGGGAUCUAUUACUAUUCCCAGGAAAAUAUCACAGACUCCGAGCUUCGAUUUCGUCGAACCGUCCAGGUUGAUAGGAACCCACACGUCCAAUGGUCUAAUUGGGGCACUGUUCACGAUAUGAAUGCCAGCUAUGGGGUACAAGAGCUAGGUCGAAUGGAAACUAUCGACAACCGGGCUAUCGUUUUCCCCAACGUAUACCAACAUCGUGUCUCGCCAUUUCAAUUGGAAGAUCAAACGAAGCCAGGGCACCGCAAGAUCCUAGUAUUUUUUCUAUGUGACCCUUCGGCAGAUCUCGAGAUGCCGACAACCAAAACCGUCACACCUCAGCAGCCCGAAAUCAGGGCAGACCUCGAAGCUGUGCUUCGCUCGGGACACCCGGGAAAGUUAGCUGAGGAGCUCUUCCAAAUGGUUCUCAAAUAUAUACCACCGCCGAUAUCUUUAGAAGAUGCGAAAGAGUAUAGAGCGACUUUGAUGAAAGAACGCUCAAAUUUUACCGGAAAGAGCUCGAUGGUACAAGGGGUACACUACAAUUUCUGCGAGCACUGA